Molecule: messenger RNA, 1086 nt
Organism: Penicillium brasilianum
Lineage: Eukaryota; Fungi; Ascomycota; Eurotiomycetes; Eurotiales; Aspergillaceae
Source: the annotation of a GenBank genome assembly
AUGGGCUGGCCAGGUGUGGGGAGUCUCGCUGCAACUGCGGGAUAUUUUUUCUCCCGCAGUCAACCUAACACUGACGAGAAGACCCUGGAUCCAACCUCCCCCACCCCGCCGGACUCCAGAUCCGUGCCGCCUUCUGCCGCCGAUAAUCACACUCCGGAAAGACAUGACGCAGGCGCCUCGACAUGUCCGCCACUAGAUGUUGAAGAGGAUGGCUCUCAGAGUACACCCAAGGCAUCGGCAUCAAGUGCGCCGCCACCAGUCCUCACCGUCCCCACAUUGAGUCUGAAUGGUGACCCGAGCGACAACGACAAUGCCACCGGCGUCGAGAGAGGUUCAUCAGGCCAGAGGAGUGUAAACAGCUCUGGACAAAAGACACCGGAGACAAAAUCCAACGAUGCAUCCACCAACUCAAGGAUGCAACCCCCGUCUCUCGGGGCGACCUCGUCGCCACAACAACCUCCCAACGCAACCGCGACAAACAUACCCUCCCUCAUGCCUCCACCCCCAAUCCCACGCCCCCGACAAACCCCACAACCAAACAGAGCUCCCCCAACCCUCCAACCACCUCGAUCAAGUGCCAGUUCCCUCCGUACACCUCCCUCUGCCGCCGCGGGUCUUCGCGUGCCCCCCACCGCUAGCAGCGGCGGCAGCGGCCUGAGCAGCAGCACCCUCGCCCCAACCACAGUCAAGAAACAAGCAUCUCGCAAAGUAGUCCUCGAACCGGGCUACUCACCACUAGACUGGGCCGCGCGCGCCGCAAACCCGAACAAUCAACUCCGUGGCGCGGGUUUACCCCCGGGUCUCCUGCGGGUAACCCCGUCCCUGCUCAAGACGCAGAAUGGGCGUAAGGGCCGUGAUGCUUGGACGUCGUAUCAGGGCAAGGUUUAUAAUAUCUCGCCGUAUGCGCCAUAUCAUCCCGGUGGGAAGGGGGAGUUGCUGCGGGGUGCGGGGAAGGAUUCGGCGCAGUUGUUUGCGGAGAUCCAUCCGUGGGUGAAUUGGGAUGGGAUUCUGGGGGAGUGUUUGGUGGGGAUAUUGGUUUCGGAGAAUGAUGUUCAGGCGGAGAAUGGGUUGGAUGCGAUGGACUAA